Molecule: messenger RNA, 6252 nt
Organism: Varroa destructor (honeybee mite)
Lineage: Eukaryota; Metazoa; Arthropoda; Arachnida; Mesostigmata; Varroidae
Gene: nmo
Product: serine/threonine-protein kinase nemo
Biological process (GO): protein phosphorylation
Molecular function (GO): ATP binding; MAP kinase activity
Source: RefSeq, a predicted model, not a curated record
UGGGUGAGUGUCCCGCUACUGGCGCCACGGGCGCCGCUGCUGUCGUCCCUUGUACUAUUCGUGAUGUCGGCCGACAACAGUAGAAGUCUAAGCAUGUAUCACAAGGAGUAGUUAUAGCAGCGUUCAGUAGUGAUUGUGUUGUACGUAUUGGCCUGAUGUUAGUUACUGCUCGUGGUGCUAACCAGCGGAAGGACGAGGCGCGUGCACGACCACAACUGAGGACCGCUUUUGAGCGAGUCCGCCACAGUCAUUCGUAGCGAAGUGAUAGUACUGCUGUUACUUCUACUAGAGUGCAUGAAGAAAUGGUGGAAAGCAGCCGAACGAGCAGCAGUCGGCUAUAGGAUCCGCAGUGUCUUCUUGUUCCACCACAGUUCGUCGCUGCGUCUCUGUGUGCAGCGUAUCUGCUGGUCGCCGGCGUGAGAGUCGAGAGCUGAUCUUCUUUGCUGUUGCUGCUGCUGCUAUACUUCUGCAAAAGAGCGAAGAAUACUCAUACAACAGCAGCAACAGUACCGUUCUCCACAGAUUAGGCCGACUGCCCCCAGUUUCCUCGCCGAAUUUGAUCGCUAGCCGUUUGAGCGCCUGCCUGCCGUAAACUGUGGGGUUACCUUACUGCCUUGAAUAGGUUGUGGAUAGUCAUUAGUUUGACUGGCAUUAGUUGUGCCGUUUGUCUAACGUCGUCGAGUGGUUGUUUCUGUUAGUGCGAAUAAUGGUGUACAAGGACGGAUUUCUACUUUGUGUAAUGAGCCUUCUAUAAUAAAGUUUGUUUGCUGACUGACUGAGGUACUACUUAUAGACGCGCACGGGCCACGGUAAAAGGGCAAUUCGAUGCCACCAACUAAAGAGCCUCCUUACAUAUUUCAACGACUUCUACUAAUACUAAUAUAACGGUGACUCUUUCCCAUAUAAUCAUCGUCAUUAUUCGUCUACAUGCAUACCUAUAUGAAUAUAUCUUGGCCUUACGAUUACUUCAGACUGUGAAAGUCAAUAUCACCAUCUCGACAGUGUAGCUUUUUUUCUAUUGAAGGAAGUGCUAGCCCCGCAUCAUCGCAGCUGGCGUUCGAGGGAAUCAUGACCGUGCUAACUUCAGUGGGCCAAAUGUUCCUAUCAUUCUAACUUAAACCGCGCCCGAACAGUUUUUAAUAGGUUCGAAUUUGGUGUAGAUCUCUAAAUUGCAUAUUGUCAUCAUCACAAAAUAGUGGUGCUGCCGUUGUUAACCUUAAAAUUGCACGGCAAGUCUCUCGUGCGUUUACAGCAAACAUGUUUGCUGUGGGUAGCUCGCAAGCGGCUUUAAACGCCGCUACCGCGGCGAUUCUGACGGCGUCUCAGCAUCAGCAAUUCUACCAGCAACAGCCAGUUUUAUCACAACAGUCGGCGCAACAGUCCGACCAUCAGAAACAUCUUCAGCAACAGUAUCACCAUCCAUCCGUGGGGGAAACGUCAUGUGUUUCAAAUGGCAACCUUUUACCACCUUCAGAAAAUAUUGUUACGUCUGCAGUUCCUGCCCACACAGGACAGCCCACAGGGGUUUCGAAUUCUACCAGUGGAAGCAACACGAACUCAAGCAACUCCAGCAGUACCAGUUCUACUCAACAGCAACAAUUAUCUCAGCAACCUGAGCGUCCCAUAGGAUAUGGCGCGUUUGGAGUAGUAUGGUCAGUAACAGAUCCUCGAGAUGGCGCGCGAGUGGCACUCAAGAAAAUGCCAAAUGUCUUCCAAAAUAUGGUUUCGUGCCGUCGGGUGUUCCGUGAAGUGCGAAUGCUGUGCUCACUUCAACAUGACAACAUUCUCCAGGCGCUCGACACCCUUCAACCUCCCCACAUUGACUUUUUCCAGGAAAUUUACGUAACGACGGAACUAAUGCAAAGCGAUCUACACAAGAUAAUUGUUUCCGGCCAGGUCCUGACAACUGAUCACGUUAAAGUUUUCCUAUAUCAAAUUUUGCGUGGUCUAAAGUACCUACACAGCGCUGGAAUCCUGCAUCGCGAUGUGAAGCCAGGAAAUCUGCUCGUCAACUCAAAUUGCGUGCUCAAAAUCUGUGACUUUGGCCUGGCAAGAUGCGUGGAGCCUGACCAGCGAAGGAAUAUGACGCAGGAGGUGGUAACGCAGUACUAUCGCGCACCAGAACUUUUAAUGGGAGCGCGUCACUAUGGCUACGCAGUUGAUAUGUGGUCAGUAGGAUGUAUUUUCGCUGAACUGCUUGGAAGACGCAUCUUAUUUCAGGCGCCCACUCCCAUCGCCCAGUUAGAGAUGAUCACCGAUUUGUUGGGUACUCCAUCCAGUAGUCAAGAACUAGCAGAGUUAGCUUCAUACGCCUGCGAAGGGGCUCGAGCACAUAUGUUACGUCGGCCUGCUAAACCGCCUUCGCUAUCCGCCUUGUAUACACUUGGAGCUCAGGCAACACCAGAUGCAGUCCAUUUACUCUGUCAGAUGUUGGUUUUUAAUCCGGCGCGACGUAUAAGUGCCACUGACGCAUUGGCCCACCCGUAUCUUGAUGAAGGACGGCUACGAUAUCAUUCCUGUAUGUGUCGAUGCUGCGUGUCAUCAUCACCCUCAGCUGCGCAUUGUGGCUUGCGACAUUAUGCACGCGAAUUCGAGCCCGUUGCUAGUACAAAAUUUGACGAUACGCUCGAAAACGAGCUGAAAACCGUCAUGCAGGUUAAAGAAAAACUUCAUAAAUACAUCUCAGAGCGAUGUGCAUCGUCAAAUCGUGUCCCCUUGUGUAUAAACCCGCAAUCUACAGCUUUUAAGUCAUUUGCGAGUUCGACGGUAGCGCACCCUUCAGAGUUACCCAUCGCCGCACCAGUGGGAAUAGCGGCACGAGACUCGAGAUCUCCUGGCAUCUUUGUGUAUGUGCUCCCAGCAUGACCAUAAUAAUGGCGAUUGUAGUGAGGACUAUGCGUGCUGCGCUCUAUCACAACGCCAAGAUGAAAAACAACUUUUGUACGAGGUAACAACGGGAAUAAGCGAGACUAGAAAACAUGAGCAACAGCUGACGGAAACAAACGAGGAGCCAUUUGAUCUCGAUUGCGCUGUCAGGCGACAACUAGCAGCAGAGAAAGCACCACUAAUAGAUGCCCAAAUUGGUCAAACAACAAAAGAAUUGGGGGCACCUCAAGCUCAAACUCAGGCCGUCCGAUGACUUGGGGAAUUCAGUUGCCUUCCACAUAGGAUGACGUUGAACCAUAAAUAGCCAGUAAAAUAUAGCAUUAACGCCGUUGUCUUAGAAGAAGAGAAGUGAUUCGGGUCAAAUGGCGGCAAUUUGUGUAUGAAGUAAAUACGAAAGCGCUCAAUCAACUUGGUCAACAAUUAGCAACCUGCCGAGAUGUUUUGUAAAUAGAAGUCCUGAGCGUUUAACAAGCCAUCGGAAUACUUAGCAUAUGCACUCUGGAGAGUUAACUAUGCCACUUUGCAAAGUUUAUUCGUUCAAUUCGUUCAGCAAUUUAAGAUACUGAGCUAAGGUAGACUUCGCGGAACAUGGAAGCUUCCUGAGAAAUCGUGGGAUCAAUACGCAAUGAAUACAAGAAUUAGCCUUAUCGCUAGACGCGUUAAAUGAAAAAAACUCAAUCAUACCCAGUUGCUUAACCAAGCCGUUUUGCAGAACUUCCAGCGUCAACGCUAACUAUUGAAUCUGUCGGCAAGGAGAAGAUCAAACUUCCUAUUUUGUUCUAAGUACAGCUAUUCAUUCAAGGGAAAAUAGCUAAAUAUUCCCCAGUUAAGUUCAUUAGAUUCAACACCUGUUGAAAUUCAAUUCGUACUUAGGACAGAUGUUAUAUCAAGAAAUCGUGGGAUGAAGAGGGCGAACGCAGAGUUAAUAGCUCGCCGAAGGUAGUAGCAGAGAGAGAGGGGGGGAGGAGGUAAUAAUAGCGGUCACGGGUGGAUUGGUGCUGGCAGCGCCCCAUUUGUACAUUUAAUUGAUUAAAAAAUUAUCAAUUUUUCAAACGUAUGUUAGUAGGUAUGCUUGUGAGUGUUUCCUACAGAUACUGGUUCAAGUGGACACAUAUUUAACCUGUACAAUAUCGUCCACAUCGUAUAUUCAUUAUAACAAUGCUAUUCUAUUUUAGCAAAUAAAUAUGCAUCAUCAGCAGCAGCAGCAGUAGCAGCAGCAGCAACAUGAGAUUUAAGUGGCACGCACGCUUUGUUAUUGGGUUUCGAAGAGUCAACUGAACAGUCAACCGUCUGGAUGCCUCGCUGCUUGUUUCGUCAGCGUCAUUGUGCGCAAUUUAGUCGUUUUUAAUUUAGCUGAAGUCAUGGUAGUAGCGUCAGCGUAGCAGAGAAUGUUGAACUAGGGCGUUAAGCGGGAUUUUUUCCUACAACGAAUGAACAUAUUAAGAAUACGGCCUACAAAAAUAUCGGCCUACUACAACUUUGCCUAAUCUUGUAGUACAGUAAAAACGAGGCCUUUCGAUAAAACCUUUCCAGGCUUCGUUCAUUUGCUGCUAUCCCAUGAUAGUCAUUUUGCACAAAGAGUUACAAAACAUAAAGAAAGCUACUGCAGUUUUCAACUCCGUGUUUGUCAACGUGCCGUUCUCGUUCAUUAGUAAUAAUACUAUUUUUAUGAUAUGAAUGUCCAUUUAAGCAAGGAAUAUGAUUAUACGAAAAGCUGUACAUGUCUGUAUUUUAAAUUUCGUAGUUUCGAAGUCAACAAAAUACAGGAUACAAGAAGGUAUAGCUAGUUGUAUACGUACUGGCUUUAUUAAAAAGUGAAAACGUUUUCUUCGCCAAGAGCGCCUUCCCAGAACAGAAAUAUUAGUAAACUCAAGUCUGGAACGAUGAUACUUUAUAGAAUUAAAAAUUAUGCCGGAUGCUUUUACAUGGCCAAUGACAAUUCUGCCAAUGUAAAAAGGAAGUCGUGAUCCAGAAAUCCGAUGUAGUUUUAGAAAAAGUGAAACUUCCGUUAGAGUAUUAUAAUCUGCGGGGGCAUAAUUUUGCACAACAUACAUUGUAAAACCAAAUUUACGUUUUUAUGGCGAAUUCCACGAUCGACACACGCAGAUGUGGCAAAUCUUAUGAAUGUUAAUUGUCACAAGAAAAUACUCGAAUAUGGCUCGAUCGUGCGUCGUAACUGAGAACUUCGAUAGCUUGCUCUAGUGAAUAGGUUUUCAAGUAGAUCUCCUCCUCGUUUUGAGUACGUAGCUCAAAAUGAUCAACUAAUUGAUCAAUGAUUUUGACAAUCGCAUACUGUGUGUUUUUAUUCAGUUACCAUUGUUCAGUUAUAGUGCCAAGUGGAAAUCUUUUUUGCGAAACUUCUUGACGAACAAAAUUGAAGUUGUGUUUGUCAGUUUUUGUUACUUAGUUUCCCUUACCCUUUGAUUCAAAUUAACUGCGACUAAUUAUUGUAUCGAGUUAACUAUCUAUUUAAUGUAAUUUUGUUUUUUACCAUUUUAGAACAUAAAUUGAGACCAGAGCGGUAAUAUCAAAUCGUUUUUCUAAUAUUCUUCGAUAAUCCUGUUAGUUUCCGAUACAUUUAUCCGAUUCGUUGAGUUGACGACAACUAAGCUGACCUCCCUGCAGUUAAUACUGCUUAUAUAAUCUAUAUUCAUGGACUAACAGACCACUGGAAGUCAAGACCAGUGUAGUUACGUCAAAAUAUGGUUCAUCAUAUAAUGUCGCCCACUAAUGGUUUCUAUAGCGCCCACAAUACCACCUGAACUUUAAGGAUUUGUCUAAGCACGGCAACGCACAGGAGAGUCCAAAUGCGCAGCAACCUUACCAAAUUCAGAAGAAUCUAUUUUAUACCAACGACGUUGUUUGAACGACUGAGUAAUAAUUGGAUCCAUUGAAAUGCUCAUUGCUUGAAUUAUGCAUGCUGAUGCGUGCCGAGGGAUCCCAAUGCAUAAGCACUGGCGCGGCCAGAGACAUCGCCCUGCCAAUUCUAGUUUUCGCGGAAAGCCCAAACAGUGCUCAAAAACAGAAGUGUGUACACGGAGUUCUAGGAGAGAAUCAGCUAACCUUCAAAAUAAUCGUCGACCAAGCAAAGAGAAUGCGUGUUUACGCAAAUCUUGUGCCGAACUGUAAUUACAUUGUAGUUGCUCCUCGGUCGAAGGCCAUAUUAACCCGUAUGGUCAGAGGAUCGCUUCCGAGCUGGGACCUGCCUGGGGCCACUUUUCUCGUCAAAAACAUUUGUCUUGACACUAAUUGUCAGGAGUCAUUUGAGGGGAACUAAUAACCGCGCAAAGAUGGUCGCCUAUGAACAUGAUGGAAAGGCGUAACACAAUUGCUUAUGCAUGUUCUGUUGUCUGUUCGAUAAUCCAA